Molecule: messenger RNA, 2120 nt
Organism: Eleginops maclovinus (Patagonian blennie)
Lineage: Eukaryota; Metazoa; Chordata; Actinopteri; Perciformes; Eleginopidae
Product: receptor activity-modifying protein 1-like
Exons: 4
Coding region: 222-665 (147 amino acids)
Biological process (GO): calcium ion transport; regulation of G protein-coupled receptor signaling pathway; cellular response to hormone stimulus
Cellular component (GO): membrane; signaling receptor complex; cell surface
Molecular function (GO): coreceptor activity
Source: RefSeq, a predicted model, not a curated record
GGAAGCAGGCUGUCCAUUGCAGUUGCACAAUCCAAUUAGUUUCGAGUUGCACCCAUAGAAAAAACUGGAUCCGAUCACACAGAGGCUUUCUAUGACCAGUUGUACAUCUGUAUGUUGGCUGGUAAUCCCUUUGAUGCAUCUUCAGGACAGGUUCCAAUCGAAGCUUUUAACAGGGAUCCACAACAACAAUUCUGCAUAAAACAGCAACUUAAAAGCUGAGGAUGCUGUUGACUGCAUACUUGCUGGCACUUAUCUUCAUCUGGACAGGAAUGGCGGCAAAAUUUGUUGUUCCACCAUGUGACCAUCCCAUGUUUGAUAGUGCUGUUCAAAACUGCUUGUCAGACUUCAACAAGAGCAUGGAGACAACUGGCUAUCAACACAGGUGCCCGUGGCCUACUGUAAAACGCAUCUACUACGAACUGAAGAUUUGCACAGAAAGAUGUGCAAAGGUGUCUUGGUGUAAGGGAUAUGGACAUCUGGUAGACGAUGUCUUCUUGGUGGUACAUGAAACGUACUUUAAGCUGUGUGGACAAGUCCAAGACCCCCCACUCUUCACUCUCAUUAUGUUAAUAGCAACUCCUAUCAUUACCACACUCUUCAUGCCAAUUCUCUGUGUCAAUCUCACCACCUGCGAAACAAAGAUACCGGGCGCUUUCGGGUUCUGAUUGGGCUGAGUCGACAGGCUUGGUCUUCUCCUCAUAUUUCAGUCCAUUCCGACAGUGGGUCAUGCUAACUUUGCACUUGCCAACUGUGAGCAAAUAGAUAUCAUGAAAUAUGGACUUAGUGGGCAGUGCAACUGAUUAUUUUUGGUGUUUACUUUCGGCCAGAAUCAUGGAUAAGCAUUUCAAAUCAUUUAUGAAGAACUAAAGGCUAAAUAGUUUUAACCCUUGAUAACCUUCGCAAAAUGUUUACGGAGAUAACAAGUGCAAAGUGAGUAUCACCCAUAGUAAAACAUACACAAUAAAGAAAAUGGGGCUUAGGGUUAAGCAGUUUGCAAAAUGACUGCAGUUUGCAGUUCAAGUACGACAUGCACACACACGUAUUACACAAACAACAAUCUGCUGUUACAAUCUGUUACAAUUAACAAGUAAACAUUUGAUAAAUGGAAUAAUGGGUUAAAAAUGUCUAAUGGAUUGGUGCAGUAAUGAUAUCUUUCUGUAGGUUGACCCUGAAGUAAGCCUUGCCAGGGGUCCGUCGUCAAAAAGCAACCUGAUUUCUUUCCUUGAAUUCGGGAAAAUUAUUUGACAAACACGAUUAUGAUACUUACGCAGUUUGUUCUGCGGGAUAAUCUCACAAAUGAACACCACUUUUAUGAUUUUAUAGUGUGAAUGCAUCAGCAGAAGUAAAAUGCUAACAAUGGGCUAUUAACAAAAUACAUCACAGUUCGCCUGUCUGCCAGCACCUUCUUAGCUAAAGCGGCUAGUGUUCGGUGUGAUGACAUUAUGUAGUUAAUGCUGUUUGUAUGACACUUAGAAGCUUCUGACAUUCAUUAGGGGUAUUUACUGACAUAUUUUAUGUUAUAGAACAAAACAUAAAAACUGUUAAGCUCGUGUUAACCACACGUCUUAUCAAGUGGUAUAAUAAUAUAGUUAAUUUAUUCCCAGUUUUAAGAACUAAUUUCUGCCCAAUUCUAAUAUGGACAAUGUUGUCCACCAAUUUUUAUAUACGAUCCUUCGUAUUUUUCAUCCUAAAAAUGCAGAUGAUAUCAAAGCUGCACAAAAAAAACUAGUUCUUUUAAAUGUGUCUUCCAAAGCAGCUGUCAAGCCUUUUAUUGUUGACAUAUUUCUUCCCCUCUAACUCUCAAAUGUUCUAUAUCUGUCAAUGGCAGGGUGUGUCAUGAAGUUCUGUAAAUCAGCAUGCAUGUCAUACAUUCUGUAGGCAGACAUUAACAUCUGAACUUUCUGGAACUCAUUAUUCUGUCAUAUAUGGUGAACACCCCACCCUUCUGGCACCUACAAAAAAACAAAGCUUUGACGAUUUACUGCACUCUUCCUCACCAACUCCACUCCAGCAGUCUAUGCAAUACUUUGUACAUUUUUAAGAUGACAAAAGAAAAAUGAUUCUGUUUGUAUUUGAAACACAUAAUAAAUAUUUAUUUCAGACAAAAAAUAAUGUUUUAC